Oryzias latipes (Japanese medaka) is the source of this 11721-nucleotide messenger RNA. Its product is annotated as zinc finger protein 2. Gene Ontology annotation, biological process: regulation of neuron differentiation; regulation of transcription by RNA polymerase II. Gene Ontology annotation, molecular function: DNA-binding transcription factor activity, RNA polymerase II-specific; RNA polymerase II cis-regulatory region sequence-specific DNA binding. Gene Ontology annotation, cellular component: nucleus. The record is from RefSeq and is a predicted model, not a curated record. NCBI's taxonomy places the organism in Eukaryota, Metazoa, Chordata, Actinopteri, Beloniformes, Adrianichthyidae.
CCUCCCUCCCUCCCUCCUCUCUCUCUCUCGCGGAAUCCUAUUGAUCCAAACGGGCUAAUUAGCGGUCUCUGCGCAAUUACGCACAUGCGCACUGCGCGUAAUCUCAGCCAUUUUUUGAAGGAAACUAAUUAGUAGGAAUAAAGAGCCAAGUGUUUUUCCUCCCACAGUGAUCAGAACUCAUUCUACCUCUGGAGCUCGCACAAACCCCUCCGUCCCCAUCUUCUGUUUACUACGGCCUACAUGUAGCUUUAAUUACACUGUUGUUUUCCAACAACUUGGACCCCACUGCUCCCUCUCUCCAUUUUUUUCCUCCUUCCUACUCCUGGCUCCACGAAACGUUGAGGAUCAUUCAUAAGGAAUGAGCGGACUCUUUGCGCGAUUCUUUUCUGGACUUAUUCACUUUCAGCCUACGGAGCUUUACACCGGAGUCGCUGCAGAAAUGUGGGCAGGUGAUGUCUGGCAGCUGUAGCCUCUGGUAUGGACAGCAGUGAGGGAGGAGGAGGGGAUGGAGGGGGAGCAGAGGAGAGAGAUGCCGACCUCAGUCUCCAGGCUUUAUCUCUUCCUCUCCUGACCCUGGCAGUUAGUCCUGAGAAGGGGUCACUCUCUCAUACCUCAGCCAUGGCCCCCACCAAAGAGCCCGUGACCCUGCCUCUGCAGGGGGAGAAGGGCAUAGAGGGGUCCAAGGCUGGAGAGGGAGAGAAGCAGAAAGACGGAGGCAACCUUUCCCAAGAGAGCGGAGCAUGUUUAAAGGAUGGGAGACAGGAAGACUUUGGGGAGGGAUAUUUUUUGGGGCAAAUUGAAGAAGACAAGGAGGUGCGUGACAGUGCGGAAGAGGCGUCAGUUACAGGGGGCCUCCAAGAAACCCUCAACUGUAGAGGUGGAGAGGAGAAGGAAGAGGAGGAGGCCAUCUCAAACCAAAGCCAAACCAAAUCCAAAUGUUCUUUAUUACCUCAACAGAGCCAGCACAGCUCUUCUUCCAGCACUGCGAAGGCCAGUGGCACACUCGACAGCAAAACAGCCGCCUCUCCAAAGUCCUCCCACACUCCUCCCUCCCCUAAGUCCUUCCCCUUUUCUCCCAUCUCUCCAAAGUACUUCAGUUGUCCAUCCUCCUCUUCAGCUAUACUGAACGAGACAGAGGUAAAAGACAUUAAGGGAGAUGAGGGCUGGAUAUCUGGGUUUCCUCAGAGCUUUAGAUCCCAGCAGUCUUCUCUGGUUUUUCCUCUGGCGGGCAUGGAACCUGCCAGUAAACCUGCUGAGGAUGACAUGCUACCAGGGGUUCCUCACUCUUCCGUUUCCAAUGGAAAUGGUGCCAAAGCUCCAGAACCAAAUGACAGCCAGCUAGACACAGAGGUGGAUGACAAAAAAGACAAAGAAGACCAGAAAGAUGCUGUGCUGAAAAACCUCAGUCAAGACUUCUCCAAUUCGGUCACUAGUCACAUGACCAUGAUGCACUCACGCAACUCCUGCAAGACUCUGAAAUGUCCCAAGUGUAACUGGCACUAUAAGUCUCUUCAUACACUGCAAGUCCAUAUGAAGGAGAAACAUCCAGAAACGGGCGGGCAGUGUGUUUGCGGCGCCUCUGGAGGAAAGUGUGUGUGUGGUGGUGUGACUCGAGAUGUGUGUGGAUACUGCAGCUCGGGGAAACCCCAUCCUCGAUUGGCCCGGGGUGAAACCUACGCCUGUGGCUACAAGCCCUACCGAUGUGAGGUUUGUGAUUAUGCCACCUCUUCAAAAGGCAACCUCAGCAUACACAUGCAGUCAGAUAAACACCUUAACAAUGUUCAAAACGGGGGAAGCACGAACGGCCCAGUGAAUACCUCGCACACUGCCAACAACAGCAGCAGCUCCUCCAACAAUUCUUCAGUUGACGAGCAGCCAUAUAAUAAGCUCCCACCCUCUAUUCCAACACAUAUGACCCAGCCCGUCAAGCUCACACCACCUGCACACUCCCACUCUCACGGUAAAAGGUGGCGGUGCGAUGUGUGCGACUAUGAGACCAGUAUUGCCCGCAACCUCCGCAUACACACUACCAGCGAAAAGCACACUCAUAACAUGCUACGACUUCAGAGAGGCUACUACUUGUCUCACUGCAGGAGUCUUGCUCCCCAUCUCAAACACCUACAAAACACAGGUCCGGAGCUUUCCUUGAACAUGCGGCUGACCAGUCAGCAGGUCACCGAUCCACCGGUCACCCUUGGGUCUACACUGACUCCGUCUCCCUCCCCUUCCCCAUCUCCCCCUCCAGCUCCAUCUCUGUCCCCUACUGGAUCCCUCUCCCAGAGCGUGUUCCAGUGCCUCAUCUGCUCCUGCUUUUCAUCUGACAGCUUAGAGUCCGUGGAGCAGCAUCUGAAUGCGCCCCGCUCCCUGCCACAGUCCGAGUGGUGCUCUCUCAUCGCUGGUGGCUGCCACUGCAGACUGUGUGGCUACACCACUCCUUUGAGAGCGAAUUUCUCCUUGCACUGCCAGACUGAUAGACACCGCACCCGCUACCAGCUUGCCGCUCACCUUCAGGAGGGAGGGGAUCGGGGUCAAGAAGGGGCGGCUCUCAUUGCAAAGGGCAACCCCGUCCAAUUGAGGUGCAACCUGUGUGACUACGUGAGCAGCAGUUUGGAGAAACUACGAUUACAUUCCCUCAGUUCACACCAUGAGGCGAGCGUCCGGGUCUACAGAUUCCUGCAGCAGUAUGACGGUGAAGUUGAUGGAGGUUCGUGGCUGUUCCAUUGCCUUCUAUGCAACCACUCCUCCUCUUCUAAGCUUCAAGUACUGAAACACAGCCAAACGUCAGCCCAUCAGCAGCGGGAAGGGCUACUGCAGCUGCAGCCAAUGGGGGGAGAGGAGCUGGCAGCCAUUUUUACCAUCAGAAAAAGCUCCAGUGGCGUCACAGGAGAGGUCAAUGAGAGUAUGGAGAGUUCCAUAGAAACCAGCACUGAACCUUUGGACACAACCAAAGAAAAAAGUAAUUUGGGGGCACAAAACAUUUCUCAGAAUACAGAAAAAAUAAGGAUAGAAGAGGGAGAUAAGAGGGAGUCUGCUCCUUCAGUCAAGCGUCCAUCCCCAGGAUGCGUAGAAGCGGAGAACACAGUUUUAACCAAACGCCCCAGAACACACCAGCAAAACGAGAACCAGCAGACUGUCCAGUGCCCUUUAUGCCAAGUUCGACUUCUACACACACACCUCCGAGAGCAUCUCACUCAUGUGCACAAUGUGGCACAGGACUGUGUGGAUAAGCUCAUCAGUGUGGUUACUCCACUGGAGGAGCAACCACAGUUUCAACUGGAGAAGGAAUCACAAGCAGACGUCCUUACAGAGGAAACUCAGAAAAACCUCCCAACAAAGAAUAAAAGUGCAAGCUGUUCACAUUCUGAGAAUUCCUCAGCUGCACUGGUUUCUGAUCAAAACAAAGUUAAUAACACUGAAGAAGAUGUAGUCGUACCCAAAGACGUUCCUGCUCUACUGACACCACCCUUAGAAGACAACACCACCCACCCCUCCAAUGGUUCACUGGCUCCGCAGUCCCCAACUCAAACACCCCCUUCUUCCCCACCAAAUUCUCCUCCCAGUGACCCUCCUCCUCUCUCUGAUCGCCAUGGUUACCGGUUUCGUUGCAGCAGGUGCAGCUUGGCAUUCCCUACCCAGGAAAAACUCCAGCUGCACUGGCAGUACCAUGCCAUGAGGGCGGCGACAGAGUGCCCCCUCUGUUCCAGACAAUGCCGCAGUCAGGAGGCCCUGCAGAGACACAUACAGAACAUUCACUCACAGCUUGAUGACCCAAAGGGACAAAAUACACCCUUGUCAUCUCAAACUGUGCAAUACAUGGAUCAUAAAAAUAAUUCAGGUCAGCAAGAUUUCAGUUUAUCACCUCAAGUGGGUCAAGAAGCAGGAGAAGGCGAUGAUGAAGAUAUAGAUGAAGAUAUGUUUGGCAGUGAAGAGAGGGAAGACCAAAAGGAAGUAAAAAUGAAGGAGAAGGAAACAGUGUCUGAAGUUGAUUGUGGUGAGGGGGAUUUACCUGAACCAGAACAGGGACCACAUGAGGAAACUAUAUUGGAACCAACUUCCAACACACUUUUCAAAAAGAGCUCAAACCCCACAAUGGACCGUUUUUUAGAUCCAUCUAGGCCUUAUAAAUGCACAGUAUGUUCUGAAUCCUUCACCCAGAAAACCAUACUUCUUGUCCACUAUAAUUCUGUAUCCCACCUCCAUCGGGCCAGACGAGCACUGCAAGACUCUGGAACAAGUGCAGCAGCCCCGGAUGCACCCCGUGGCCCGGAUCCUAGACCCUAUCGUUGCCGACUAUGUGGAGUGGGCUACAGCCAGAGUUCAACUUUAGAUAUACAUCUUCGUUCUGUGCUUCAUCAGACUAGAGCGCGUGCUGCACAGAACUUAGCUUCACAGCCCUCAGUAUCUUCAGUUCCAGCAUUAGUGCCCACUACUUCUGCACAAGCAGCCACUAUCAGAGAGGAAACACACAAGAGUUUACCUGGUGCAAUUGGUGCAAAGAAACCAGAUGGUGCACGUUCAUCAAACACUCAGACUCUAAGUUUGCCUGAGCAGAUAGACAGCCAGCAGGCUAAACAGAGAGUGGUAGAGCUUCUAGCAUCAAGAAACCAGCUACUGCUAAUACAACAGCAGCAGAUAGCCCAGGCUCAAGUCCAGGCACACUUACAACAACAGACAGCACUGCUACAGUCCCAAGCAUUACAACAUCUUCCUUUAGGACCAGAAAAUCACCUUAAACAACCUUUCUCCUUGCUGCCAGACAACUCACUCUCUCUACAGCAGCAACUUCUUUUGCCAUUUUUUUUGUCAGGAGAUGGGAUACUCAACUCAGAAUUGUCUGUCAUGAGUCCAGAACUUGGUAAUAUGUUAUCUUUAAACUCCAUUCCUAAAGAACAUGUUAAGGCUGAUGCUAAAAGAGAGUCGGAUGGAGACCAGAAACAAACCACCAAACAGAGUUCAAUCCAAGCUGUAAAUCAAACAGCUGAUCAGUGUCAUAGUGACGCCAAGUCUGGUUCAUAUUGCAGUGGACAUCCCAACAAGCAGACAGAAGUAGACAACAGUUGUUGUGCUGGGGAAGAAGAAAAAGAAACCAAACAUGUCCAUGCUGUUAAAAACGAAAGUAUGACAGAAGACGCCGUCCCUUCCUCAUCAAAUUCUCCUGGUUCACAAUGUCCUCCUCCAAGAGUGCCCUACGCAGCUACAAAUGGGGAGCCCCUCAGAGCUCUGCUGCAGAGUUAUGGCUAUGAGUUAGCCAUGCAGUACAUACAAAGUAGACACAGACAUCAACAACAAAUGGUAACUCAAAUAUUAGAUGCUGCUAAAAUGGGUAAAUUGGAAUUGUGCUCAGAGAUGGAAGAACGUGAGACUUGUGAACUGAAAAAUGAAAAUGUAAGGGGCUAUGACAACAAUGAAAAGCAAAUAGAAAGAUACUGUGAUGCUGAGGAAAAGGAACAGAUCAAAGAUGAGGCACCUUCAGACACAGAGAAAAAGUGCUGUGAAACUGGGGAGAAGUGCCAAGAUUGUGGCAAGUUUUUCUCUGAUGUGUUAAUUUUAAAAAGCCACCAAGAACAUAUUCAUAGGUUGAUGUUUCCCACUGCAGCACUGGAAAGGUUUUCUAUGGAAUAUAGGCUCCAGUAUGAUCAGAUGUACCCCCUUGGUCGACUUAGUUCUGAUGAAAAUGUAACUGUGUGUACACAAGCUGUUGCUCCGACCCCACCUAUAUGGACAGAACCAGAGCCUGCUACAGUACCAGUAAUUCCUCAAGUGAAAACCCUUGAAUCUUCUUCUAUAUUGCCACCUUCUGAUCUCACUACUAAGACAAGUGCUGCAUCUAAAGAUAUGACAGCUGCCCCUGCAGCGGCAUCUCCACCAUCCCCAUCUCAACCACAAGACCUUCAAAAGAAGGAGGAUCCAAUCCCAGCGACCUCAACCACCGCUCUCUCUCAGAAUGCAACUCCUAUACUUCUUCCCUUGCCUAAAAUACCCAUGCUCCCUCUCUCUAUGCCUCAGAUUUCCAUUCCUCCACUAACCUUACCAAAGCUUCCACUUCCACCUAUUCCUUUCCCCAUGGAUCUACCACUCCUUCCUCCAGUUGUGAUGCAGUCCAUGGCUCUUCAGACUCAACCGUGGUUGGAUUCAAAUUUGAACCCAGAACUGGCAAAGCUCUACCAGUCUCAGCUUAACCAAGCAAUACUUGGUCCUCAACCACACUUAAGUACAGCUUUGCUUGCUCAGCAACCUCAGCACAGCCCAGCAUUGUUAAAUCAACCUGCACAACUUAGUCCUGCUAUACUGAGUCAACCCUCUCAGCCUAGCCCAAUCCCAGCAAGUCAGCAAAGCCAAGCCAGCCCAACAACACCUGAACAACAGCAGGGUAAGCGAACAAGAACACGAAUAUCUGAAGAGCAGGUGUCUAUUUUAAGAAAACACUUUGACAUAAACAGCCUUCCUAGUGAUGAAGAGAUCAACAAAAUGUCCAUUAUGUCCAGUCUGCCUCACAAAGUAAUCAAACAUUGGUUUCGCAAUACCCUAUUUAAAGAGCGCCAGCGAGACAAGGAUUCUCCAUAUAACUUCAAUAAUCCCCCAACCACUCCUCUGGAGGAUUCUAGAGAGGAUAUAAUGCAAAACCAGCAUUUGACACUUUCUCCAUGUUCACUGUCCCCAGGCAUUUCAGCCAACAACUCCCCACAACCACAGACAACUGACCUGCUUAAAGGAGAACCCCAAAGGGGAAGGCGAUCUUCCAGAACCCGUUUCACAGAACAACAGUUGGAAACUCUGCAAGGGGUUUUUGAGGCAACGCCCUACCCAAGAGAGGAGGAAUACGACAGACUGUCUGCUUUGUUGUCUCUACCUAACAGGGUUAUUGUUGUAUGGUUUCAAAAUGCGAGACAGAGAGCCCGUAAAAACCAAGACCGGGGACCCGAUGACGGAUUUGAGGUGAAGAACAACCUUCACAACACCCCCAGACAUAAAAGUGACUUUUCCAGGAAUGAAGAGGAUAAUCAGGAGAAUGGUUAUGAUGAUGGAGGACAACAUGACUCUCAGAAUGAAAAUUCAAUGGAUUUAACCUACGAGUAUUACACUCACCCUGAUUCACCUACACCUGAUUCCUCUACUCAGUGCACAGGUGAGAAUUUAACAGCUAAAGAGGAACAAACAGCUGAUAAGGAGAAUCAAGAAGGUAAAAUGACUUCUCCUCAAGCUAAGAUUAGCCCAGCUUUAGUCCCCACUCAAAAGGAUGUUUUAGACACUGAUAUCCAACAGAAGGAUGUUGCACAGUCUGUGAAAACUAGAUCAUGCCCAAAACCUGAUCCUAAAUUACCAUCAGAAAGUCCUGGAGAGCCUUUUACUCCUUCUUCUUCACAAAAUACUAUUAACUCCUUCUUGUCUGUGUCUCAUUUAGACCAGAAUACACCCAAUGGUCCUUGUGAGCGCACUCUUGAAAAUGCUACUAAUUCAUCAGUAUCAUCCAACCUUCCCUCAGCUCCAGCAUCUGAAACCAUACAAACCCGGCUGUCUGAUGCUGUGGCUUGUCAUUCAAAGGAAACCCAGCCACAUCUCCAAGAUCACUCUCAGUUGCAAUGUAAUCUGUGCCCAGUGUCAUUGCCUUCAUUUCAGCUGUGGCAAGAACAUCAGGCCAGACACCUUCUGGCAGCACAGUCCCAGGUACAACUUCUCCACUCUGGAUUCACUGAUCGAACAAUGCCUUACAUGAUGCUUCAUCCCAACCACACCUUAAUGGCAAGUCAAAUACUGUCAGGUUCCAUGUCCCAAAUGCAUCCUAACCCCGCACAUCCUAUGGUUUCACAUUUGAACAACAUUCAGAUUAAAAAUACAUUAUCGGAUCAGUCAAGUAAUUCCUUCAACAGUUCACUGGCAUCCAUAAAGCAAAGUAAAAAAACUAUGUCAGAGACCAGUUUUGAAGGCCAAAGGGGGAGUAGGGAGUUUGAAGAAGAGCACAGGAGGGAUAAACGGCAGAGAACUACUAUUACUCCAGAGCAACUUGAAGUCUUAUAUCAGCGUUACAGUUUGGACUCCAACCCUACAAGAGGAGUCCUGGAAAGCAUUGCACGAGAUGUUGGCCUCACUAGACGAGUUGUUCAGGUUUGGUUUCAAAAUACAAGAGCAAGAGAAAGAAAAGGACAGUUCAGGUCAGUGGGACCAGGAUCUGGGUUCACUUUGGGGUUGAACCAUCUACGCUGCCCAUUCUGCAGGGCUCUCUUCAAGGUGAAGAGUGCUCUUGAUGCACACAUGAGAUCCCGCCACUGGGCAGAAGCCGAAAAGGCAGGCUACAACCUAGCCUCAGAUUUUGGAUCCAGUGGGCAGAUUGGGAUGGCUAGACCAUCUGCCACGGAGAGACCCAGCUCCUCUAUCUCCUCCAACCCUAACCCAAACCGGGGCUGCGACAUUGGCAACAAAGAGCUGACUCUGAAUCCACUUGUGACUUCUUUGUUUUCAACAAGAAAUUUAAGCAACCCAGAAGAUGAUGAUGACUAUGAAGAAGACGAUGAGGAGUACCUGUGUGAGGAGACUAAUAGUGUUGCCGACAACGGUUCUCCUAAUCCUGAAGGAUCUGGGGUUCAAAGCUCAGAUGAGACUCAGCUUCAGCACCACCAUCAGCAGCAGCGCCAAAGGACACAGAUGAGCCACCUCCAGGUACUUCAGCUUAAAAACUUCUACAGGAACCACCGCACACCGAACCGCCUUGAGUGUGAGACACUAGGUCGGGAGUUGGGAUUGCCUCACCGUGUAGUUCAGGUAUGGUUUCAGAAUGCCAGAGCUAAGGAGAAAAGAGCCAGGAGUUUGAGCUCUGACUCUGCAGAGAGGGAGCAGGCUGAGUUGUCUGCAGGGGCAGGGGAGAGAGACAGAGCUUAGAAAGGCAGACAUCUGCCUUCAAAUGUUUUCCGACCAAAAUCACCCUGCAGCUGAAGUCCACCUCCACAAGUAACCUGUCUGCCUGCUGCCAAACCAUUAACCCGAACACCCCAAAGAUCUAGAGCCGCAGGGCCCCAAAGAGAAGCCUUCUCAAUAGUAGGGGGAGAGCCCAAACUGUGUCCUCCUUUCCACAGAUUUCCUCUGUUUCAUAUUAUUCCUGAACCUUUUUUUCCAGCCUGCCCUUUCAUGUUCAAACAAGCUCCUCCCUCUAUUCCAUCAACUUGCUUUAACUUAACGCUGUCCUGAUGAAAACCAACCAGAUGCCACAGAGGCCAAAGAGCAUUCUCCAAGUAUGUGACCUCACUGCCCAGCUAGACCUGCAGUCUACCUCUACGCCUGCCCGACAGACUCACAGUGGGCUUUCCACCAGACUGUGCUAGAUGACUAGCUGUGUAGCAUGUAGUACCAGUCUGUACGAGGCUGGCAAAGAUAUUGUCAAAGAAAUUUUAGUGUAAAUACAGAGCUCCAAAAAACACUUGAAGAAAAACAAAGCAGUUAGUGGUGUAAUGAGAAAAAGAAAACCCUUGCAAUACGCAGGGGUGUUUGCAUAGAGCUUUUUGUAAAGACUAACUCAGAUUCCAAAGCUCAUAACCAAAAUUUUACAUGUCUGUGGAUUUCGUUUGAACAUUUCCUUUCGAUAAAAAAAAAAAAAUGGCAGAGUUGACUUUUGUACGGUGAAGGUGUGGGAUCUGCAGCUGGCAUCAGUAAGCAGAGUACCAAUAGACUGAAGCGGUGCUACAUUGCAGCCUCACCUUUCCCAGGCCAAUGAUGAGUCUUCUGUUGUACAUGUUAGGUCCUUUGGUGAAUAACAGCCCAAAUAGCACAGUUCAUAAAAGGUCAGUUUGUCCUGAAAGGGGUAAACUAUUUUUUAUAGCACUCAACCAUAAUACUGUAUAUGAAAACUUUAACCAAACCCAAAUUGACAUUGUGUGUGUUUAGUAAUAGUUUUUUUUAAUAUAAAUCUUAUGGAUUGAAACAAACUGUCUUGCUUCAAUAUAAUAGUGUCAUGAUGGUUGAAAAGAUUAUGACAGCUUCCCUAUGUUCAGGCAAGCUGUCUUAACUGCCUUUGCAUUCUAUUUGAAUAUACCAAUGGCUUACCAAUAUUAGGUGACUAAUGUAAAGCUUUCUAUGCUCAGGUUAAAAGCUCAACAUGGCCCAAUUCCAAAAUAUGAUCAGAACUCUGUAUUCAUCUGUUUUUAAAGCAGAAGAAACCUGGUUAAAAUGUUAACUAAGAAUUGCAUGAUGUCUACAAAAGUCUUUCAAAGAUCUGAGCUUUUCAACUCUGAGUAAUAGAUUGUUACUUAAAAAAACCUAUUGAAACAAAAGUGUUUAAUAGUGUGAGUGGUAAAUGUACAGUAUUUAGAUUUUGUAUGGUUGACUUGAGACUUCAUUGGAUGUUUGAAACGCGACUCCCUUUUCCACAUACAGGGAGGUUCUCUCCAAAGUUGAAAAACUUUGGAUAUUACUGCUGUUAUUUUUGUACGCCUAAUUUAUUUUCCCACUCCCUACCCAUCUUGGUUUAUAUUUUCCUAUACCUUUCCUUCUCUGUUCCUUUACAACCAGUUAUUACUCUACCUGUAAUUAUGAUAAUAUAACAAUAAUAGCUAAACAAUAAUUAAUGCUUUAAGACAAAAAUCCAAAGACCUAAUAAUACUUUAACCGUAUGACCUACAAAAUAAGCGCUACUGUUUACUUGACGACAUAUUGCUGUUUUCAAAGAACAAAGGAGUCCCAAGCUACUGUUUUCUGCCUCUCAUAAGCACACUGGAGACUGUAACCAAAACCCCAAACUAGAGCCAUGGCAGUCUGUAAUAUAGCGGUUAAAGAGUUUUACUUCUCUUGAGAAAUGUUGCAGUUUAUUUUUUUUUAUACCAUAGUGUUGAACUUCAGCCCUUAAGGAUGUCCAGUUUGCUGCUAAUGUACUGUAGUUUCUAACAAUAUGUAGAAAGAUGCAUGCUCUGAUUGCUUUACCACUAGGCUUUAAUGACUACAAACUGUAAUGAUACCUGUGAUGCUGUUCAUGAACUGCUCCACUCUUAUUCUGUUAUAACAAAUGGAUUUGUGGGGGCUUUUAUUUCUAUCUUGUUUGUUUUUCAUCGUCCUUUUAUGUUCCCUACUCGGAUGAAGGAAAUGGCCUUCCAAAUAACAUAUUUUUUCAAGCUUCCAGUUUCAUAGAAACCUUUCUUGGACAUAAUGUCUAUGGGAAUACUCAAUAUGUGAACGAGUUAAGGCCAAUGCCUUCCAACAUUAGUGUCUUUAUUUUAGCAAUGUCUCUAGCCUAUGGUCCAGCAGGAACAACUUUGCUGAACAUCAUAGCCGACUUUCCAAAGGAUACGGAAUGAAAAACUGUCUUGUUUUGUUUGAAAACCAACCAAUGUUUACGUCAAUACCAAUGAGCUUUCUUUUGUACAGAAAUGUGCAGUCCAAAUACCACAAAGACAGUUUUGUAAACCAAUUAUUUCCAUUUAAUUUCCCUCUUUUUCUCUUAAACGUAGUGACUGUAAGAUGUACAUAUUGGAGUCUUCUAUGGUAAAGAGACUCUUAUCCUUACUGUAGUUAAAACUGUUUUCUUUUUUUUCUUUCCUUUUUCUUUUCUGGAUAUGUUGUUGCCAUAGUGAUGACCAAAAAGAUACCUGUGAUGUGCACCUGUCCUUAUGUCCUGCUCCAGUGGUUUUCUGUGUCUCAAUACUUUCCCUAACUCAAGCCUCCUUUAAUGGUACAUGUUUCUCCUUCUCCCUACUCCUCCCCCCAUACUCCACUGAGCUAAAUAAAGUCUGCUUUGGUGCA